GGAGGGCUCCUUGAACGCGCCCCGCCACUACGUCGGGCUGCUGCAGCUUCACAGUUUCACUUUUGUGUCCUGACGCCUUGAAGGCUGCUCUUGCUGGUGGCUCCCUUUGCUCCUAGGCUGAACAGAUAAGAGACCCCUCCCCGGCACCCCAGCACGUCCUUGCUUCACUUGGUGAGCCCAAAUACCUCGGCAGGGGUGAAGAUCAAGGAUCAUGACAUCAGCCUUUGAGAAAGUGGUCAAGAGUGUGAUCCAGGAGGUGGGUGGCAGCAGAGGAGAUCUCAUCCCAGUGGACUGCCUUGGGAAUUCGACCAGCUUCAGGCCCUACAGCCUCCUGAGCAGGAGAAUUUCAAGCUCAUGGUUUUGGAAACGACAUUAUACAUGUGUCAACCUGUCAAUCAAGGACAUCCUGGAACCCAGUGCUCCAGAACCAGAACCGGAGUGUACUGACCACUUCCAAGUCUCUGAUGUCGUCGAUGGGAACAUUCAGGGCAGUGUGGCAUUGUCAGACAUGGGAGAAGGGAGAAUUUCUGGUGCGGCUGCAGUGUCUGGCAGUUCCAGUGCCUCCAUGAGUGUGUGUAUACUGCGUGUGAAUCCGAACAUCUGGGCGAUCAUGCAGCGUGAAAGGCACCUGCAGCAGCCUGAGAAUAAAAUCCUGCAACAGCUUCGGAGCCGUGGGGAUGACGUGUUUGUCAUCACCGAGGUGCUGCAGACAGAGGAGGAGGUGCAGAUCACCCAGACCCACAGCCAGGAGGGCUCAGGCAAGUUUACACUGCCUGGAGCCUCAUGCUUACAGGGUGAAGGCAAGGGCCACCAAAUCCGGAAGAAGAUGGUGACCAUUCCUGCAGGUAGCAUCCUUGCAUUCCGAGUGGCCAAACUGCUCAUUGGCUCUACAUGGGAUAUCCUUUUCGUCUCGGAUAAGAAACAGAGAACCUUUGAGACCUACUCAGGCCACAGAAGAGGAGUGGACCAGAGGCACCAUAGCUUUAAACUGCUUGCUGCACUGCAGUCCAUCAGUGGGCAUUUCCAAUUCAUGUCAGAUGGAAACCAUGAGGAAGAAGUAAACAGGGAAGACUUCCAAGGCCUGUAUGCAGAGGUGAAGGCUGGCUCCUCAGAACUGGCGAGCUUGGAAAUGGUGUUGAGACAACAGCUUCUAGUGGACAUUGGGAGGAUUUUACAGGACCAGCCCAGCCUGGAAGCCUUAGAGACCUCACUAGAGCAGGGCCUGUGGAGUGGCGGGCAGGUGGAGCCUCUGGACGGCCCAGCAGGCUGCAUCCUUCAGUGUCUGGUGUUUGAUUCUGGAGAGCUGGUGCUGCAACUCGCGGCCCCUAUCUUCUACCUGUUGGGAGCACUGAAUGUGCUGAGUGAAACUCAGCGGCAGCUGCUGGCUAAGGCUAUGGAGACGACUGUACUGUCAAAGCAGCUGGAGUUGGUGGAGCACGUCUUGGAACAGAGCACCCCGUGGGAGGAGCAGUGCUCUGUGUCCCUGCCCUCCAGGCUCCUUGGGGACAGCUGGCAUGAGGAGGCUCCCACUUGGGUCUUGCUAGAAGAAUGUGGCCUAAGGCUGCAGGUGGAACCCCCCCAGGUGCACUGGAAACCGACCUCUCAGGGCCCCACCUGUGCCCUCUACGCCUCCCUGGCCCUAUUGUCAAGUCUAGGCCAGGAACCUCAUUAGCCUGCAGGCCUCCCUUCCAGCAACAUCUCCAUGUCCUAACCUCCAGCCAGGGCACCAUCUUGCCAAGCCCAGCCUCUAGAAAAGCCAAGUACCCAACUCAGUCACAGGGUUGGAAUGCAAUGAGACCCAGGAGUUGGGAAAACUCAAUAAAUGUACAAACAAAA
Molecule: messenger RNA, 1836 nt
Organism: Arvicanthis niloticus (Nile rat)
Lineage: Eukaryota; Metazoa; Chordata; Mammalia; Rodentia; Muridae
Product: gasdermin-D-like
Biological process (GO): defense response to bacterium; pyroptotic inflammatory response
Cellular component (GO): NLRP3 inflammasome complex
Molecular function (GO): phosphatidylinositol-4-phosphate binding; phosphatidylinositol-4,5-bisphosphate binding; phosphatidylserine binding
Source: RefSeq, a predicted model, not a curated record